UCAACAGCGCAUGCGCCACGCGCAGAAGUGACAGAUGCGCCGAGAUCCCGAGCUGCGAGAUUGUUCGCGUUUUCCGUAUCUGACAUAACCGUCCCGUGUGAUGUUCUGAAUCCUUCCAGCCAGCCUCACCACUCGGUCCAGCACAUUUCUACAGCAUUCGAUUACCAUGGCAGCCAGCGCGCUUGAAGAGAAAAUCAACAAGAUAAGACAACAGAAUGAAGAGAUUAGAAGGAGGCAUGAGGAAGUGGAAGAAGAUAAAAAAAAUGCAGCCAAAUUGAACGCAUUGGUGCAAAUGGUGCCAUCUACGGAUUGGCCUGAGAGGAAGGAACCGCCAGAAUUUUCUAAUCCACCUAGAACAAAUAAUAAAUCAAAACCUGCUAAAGAACAUCACGAACAUAUUCAACAUCAUUCUGUGAGUGGUGAGGGAAGGAAAGUUCAUACUUUUGCUCAGGGACAAGGGCCUCCACCUGAUCCUAAAUAUAAUUUCCUUGCUGAUGCUGAGAGAGAAGAAGGUAAUAUGGAAAAUAUAACAGAUAAUCCAUCAAGUAAAGGACAGAAACAUUCAAAAGGCACAUUUAGGAAGAAAUCUGGAGGAAAAGAUGGAAUGCAAAAAGAUUAUAGAGUAAACAGAAGUCAUCGCAGAGAUGAGCAUCAGCCAGAAUAUGAAGCUUGGAGAGCAGAGAGAAAUCGUAUCGAUGAGGAUCGCAUUAGCAGACAAAGGACAGCUGAGGGUAAUUGGCGUAGAGAAUGGGAUAAUGACAAGGCACAUAUUGUGAAUGAGAUGAUGAGAACUGAAGCUAAAUUAGGAGAUUAUGUAAAGAAGGAUCAUAAAGAUUUUGAUAGAAGACAUGUUAAUGGAAACGAUUAUGUAAGCUAUAAUCGUAGUGGUUAUCGUUCCUACCGAGGAAAUUCGAGGCAUUUUCAUAAUAAUUAUGAAAAUCGUUCCAAUAACGCUCAUCAGGAAGGGCACGUUAAAAAUCCUUUAUCAUCAAAUUCCGAAGAAAGGACUGUUGUUGCUACUGACAAAAGCAUAAAAGUCACAUUGAAUCAAGGAAAAGGUCCAGUCAUGAGUGUUAAAGUAAACUCACCAAGUAUUGCUGGAACAGGUCGAGUAGGACCACGACAAAGAAGUCGCGUAACAUACAGCAGUCACUCGGACGUUGAAAUGGUUUCUCCUGAUACCGAAUCCUUUUCACAUCCAAAAUCCUAUGAAGAUAAGACUAAAGGUAUUUAUCAUGAUAUGCAAAAAUUCUCUAAUUCACGAAAAUCGCAGCCUCCGAAAAAGAAGGAUUUUAGCAAUAAAUCUCCUUUCUUUCGUAAGAAAGAGAUUAAGAGAGAAGACACUAUUGAGAAUCCACAGAAACAUCAUGAAAUAGAAUUACUACAAAAAGAACAUACAGAAUCACAGAAAUCCGAUCAAUUUAAACUCCAAAAAUCUGAGGAGAAUAUUGUAAUACCACUACAUAAUGAUAAAGUUGUGAAUGAGAAAGAAAACAAUGUAAUUUCUUCUGAUGCAUUAGAUGUGAAUAUAGAAGUAGAAAAUAAGGAUAAUCAGAAUGAUAAUUUAAAUUCAUACAUAGAUGAAAAAAGCAAAACUUUUAUAAACAAAGAAGAUGAAUUUAUUUUACAAGAUUCAGACCUUCCUGUGUCUAAAGACGAAGUUGAAGUAUGUAAAAUAAACAAAGAGAUAGAAAACAAAUUAGACGAGUCUCAAAUUGUUCAAACAGCUACACUAUCCGAGUAUGAAAUUACCAAAACAGAUUUAACUGUAUCAUUAGUGAAAGAUAUAAAUGAUAAUGAUAGAGAUAAGAUUAAAUCUGAGGAAAAUCUAUCAUGUAAUGUUAAUGAUGAUAUCAAUGAAAUUAUACUGAAAAAUAAAGAGCAUAACUUACCAAUAGAGCAAAUUGAAGAAAUCUUAAGUGAUAACUGUGAUAAUAAGCAAACUGAAGAUAUACAUGAGCAAGAAAAUAAUUUUGAGCUCAGUACAGCAAGUUCUGUAGAAGAGAAGCUGGAGACAAACAAUCUUACAAUUUCAUCUUCAACUGAUGUAUCCUCUGUAACAGAACAAAAUAAUAAGAUGGAUAGCAAUGAUAAAAGCUUAAAAGAAAAAGAAAUUGCGAUUGUAGAAGAUAAAGUUACUGUUAUAGAUGAUGAAAUUAAUACUAGCAAUAAACAGGAUGUAAUAAAAUCUGUUGAUGAAACUCGAGAAUGUAAAAAUGAAAAUAAUGAGAAUGCUGCAAAUAACAUUAUAAUUGAUAAAGUAGAAUCUCGAGAGGAAAAUCUACGAGAAAAAGAAGUAAAGGCAGCUUUAAGCAAAGUGAUUGAAAUUGAAGAAUAUAAAAAUGAGAUAUAAAAAAUAAAAUGUAUAAAAUGUUACAGAUAUAAGUUACCGAUAACAUAAGACGAGAGAAAGCUUUUACAAAUAUUUGUUGAGAAAUGCGCGUAUAUAUAUUUCUCAAAAAUUAAAAUACGCACGAGUUAUCGAAUUGUUCAAAUAUAUUAGUUUGCAACAAAUUUUCUUAUUUUUGGAAUAAGCAUUCGAGAAUGGAUGAUUGUAACUCUGCUGAGUGAUAUCGUAAUAUUUUUAUUUCAGAAUUUUAUACUUUGUUAUAUUAUCUGUUUAAUUUUAUUUUUGAUUUUUCUCGAGAUUGCUGCUAGAAUUUAAUAGUAUGACAAUAUAUAUAUGUAUGUAUGUAUGUAGUGUGUAUG
This is a messenger RNA of Camponotus floridanus (Florida carpenter ant), 2709 nucleotides long. RefSeq names its product serine/threonine-protein kinase pakA. Lineage: Eukaryota; Metazoa; Arthropoda; Insecta; Hymenoptera; Formicidae. The coding region runs from base 167 to 2353 and encodes 728 amino acids. The transcript is spliced from 8 exons. The record is from RefSeq and is a predicted model, not a curated record.